UUUGAUUGGUAAAUUUGUAAAAUAUUUAGAAUAUUUAUAUUUAACAGAGCGGUUAAAUAUAAUAUAUCUAUAGCCAUGUCUUUUUCUUCUUUGCAAGCUACAGGUAUGGAACAAUAGGCUUUACACUAUAAGGGUAUGGUUGUUGGAGGAGAUGGAAAUAUGAUGGGACUUGAAUUUUGGAAACAAUAUUAAAUGCGUUAAAUAGUUACAUAGGUGUUAAAAUUCUGAGCUAGAAUUUUAAUUAGUAUUAAUAUUUAAAUUUUUUAAUAUCACAAUAUUAACUUUUAUUGUCGGAAAAGAAUGAAUCAAAAUUUAUUUAAUUUUUAAUAAUAUAAAAAAAUAAAAUAUUAUAUUAAUUAUCGACAUCAUAUUUAGUUUGUAUAAUUAUUUUUUAAAUAAAAUAUGGAUAUCUCGUGAUAUUAAAAACCUCCAAAUGAUGUAAAUGUAUGUAACAUAAAGUCGGAUUUAAAAUAGUAGCAACAUUUUACCAGAAAUAGCUUAAGAAAUUGGAGAAUAAAAUAAAAAAAGAAAAGAAGACGAAGGAAAUAGAAAAAGGUUGUUGCAAAAUACUUUGCUCCACGCGUUAAGAAGGCCGACUUCCAAACAUUUGCACCGCAGAUAAUAGUAAUUUGCAAUAUUUAAAAGGAGAACAUUAACACAUGCACAAAUCAUACAACUUUACAAUUUCAGCGUCUGCAUGUACAAAAUUAACUAUAAUAGAGCAAGACAUGGCUGCGACAGAAUUAGCUGAAAUUAAUUUUCCGACAUUCUCGAAGAGGAGAAAUACUGAUAGAAAAAGGCGUUGUAAAGGCCAACUAAACUAUCCGUUAGAUGAUUAACUUUUAAAGUUCAAUUUCUUAGUGCCUUCAAGACUUAAAAGCAUGGAUUUAAAAUGAUUGUAAAAAGAAAAAGAGAAAUAACCUUUCAUAUAUAUAAGGUUAAACAACCACUGAUCGACUGAUAACAUUUUGUAGAUUACCGCGUAAAACGAGAGAUGGCCUUCCUAUUUUUAUCCAACAGGAAAUUCAAGAGGAAAACAAAUUUAAAAAAAAUUGGACAAGAUUACCAAUUAACCAAGGCCCAACCGAGAGAAGAGAGUGAAGAGAGACGCAAACUCAUUAAACGCGCGGGAAAAUCGUGGAGGCCGAAACGGAAACGUAAAUAUAGAGUUUUGAACAGAGAAAAUGAGCAUAAGAGGAAGAGAGGAAACGAUGAGCAUGGGGUCAGGAGACGAGAUAAUAAUAGACAGUGAGCAGGAAGAGAAAAUCUUUGUGUCGGUGAGAAUGAGGCCUUUGAAUGAGAGAGAAGUCGCCAGAAAUGAUAUUUGCGAUUGGGAAUGUAUUAACAAUAACACCAUAAUUUUCAAGAGCAACAUGCCUGAUCGCUCUAUGGUUCCUACUGCUUAUACAUUUGACAGAGUAUUUGGGAGUGAAUGUUCCACAAAGCAGGUAUACGAGGAAGGUGCCAAAGAAAUUGCUCUUGCAGCAGUUAGUGGCAUUAACUCUAGUAUUUUUGCAUACGGGCAAACGAGCAGUGGAAAGACAUAUACGAUGGAUGGAGUUACUGAAUAUGCAGUCGCAGAUAUUUACGAGUAUAUGAACAAGCAUAAAGAAAGAGAAUUCGUGUUGAAAUUCUCUGCCAUGGAGAUUUAUAAUGAAGCAGUCAGGGACCUCCUCAGCUCAGAUAGUACUCCACUAAGAGUCCUAGAUGAUCCAGAGAAAGGGACUGUUGUCGAGAGGCUUAUAGAGGAGACACUAAUAGAUUGGAACCACCUACAGGAGCUUCUGAUUAUAUGUGAAGCUCAAAGGCAAAUAGGAGAGACUUCUAUGAAUGAGAACAGCUCCAGAUCUCACCAAGUCAUAAGACUCACAAUCGAAAGCUCUGCUCGUGAAUAUUCAGGUGUUGGAAAUUCAAGCAUUCUCAUAUCCACAGUGCAUUUUGUCGAUCUUGCGGGAAGUGAGCGUGCUUCUCAGACAUUAGCAGGUGGUGCCAGAUUAAAAGAAGGUUCCCACAUAAAUCGCAGCUUACUGACCCUGGGAACGGUAAUUCGCAAAUUAAGCAAGGGAAAAAAUGGACACAUACCUUAUAGAGACUCUAAGCUAACACGCAUACUGCAGAACUCCUUAGGAGGCAAUGCCAGAACUGCCAUGAUAUGCACUAUAAGCCCUUCAAGAAGUCAUGUGGAGCAAUCAAGAAACACCCUCUUGUUUGCAAGUUGUGCUAAUGAGGUGGCUACUAAUGCACAGGUCAAUGUAGUGAUGUCAGAUAAAGCAUUGGUAAAGCAAUUGCGAAAAGAGCUAGCUAAGCUAGAGAGUCGAUUAAAGAGCAUGGAAUCAAUUUCUGUAACAGGUGAUACUGCUGCAUUACUGAGAGAGAAAGAACUUCUGAUAGAAAAGAUGGAUAAAGAGAUUAAAGAAUUGACGUGGCAGCGGGAUCUUGCUCAAUCUCGUGUUGACAGUUUGCUGAGAGAAGUUGGGGACAAUCGACUUUCAAGAGUAGGUGAAAAUUCAGCAUCAGAGUCAUCAGAAGGCAUCACUCCUCUUGGUUUGGAUGCAGGUUUUGCAAGAACUAACACAGUCAAGGAUUUUGAUGACCCCAGUGUGCUUACUCCUACCAGGCAAAUCCAACAGAUUCCGGAUCCUGAAGACGGCUUUCUACUAAAUAACAGUACUCCCAAGUUUUCUGAGCCGGAUCCAUUCCGAUUUUGGGAAAGUACUUCUCAAGAAAAUAAUGAAGAUAUCUGCAAAGAAGUUCGGUGCAUUGAAACAGACGAAGCCAGUGUGAUCAGUAAAGCAGAAGAUGGCGUAUUAUUAUCUAGUUCUGACAGACAAGAAAAAGAAGUGGCGACGGCGGAAGAGACAGAUGAAGGUGCAUUACCAUCAAUGGCAAUGCAGGAAGAGGAUAAAGAGUCGAGUCAUAACGACUCAUAUAACUCUUAUCAUGCUCUGAAGCAAAAGAUUCAGGACUUGCAUGAGACUAUCAGCCUUUUACAACAAUUUCCUCCUAAUGAAGCAGGUGCUUCAAGCUCUAAAGCUUUGACAUGGUCUAGAAGCAAAAGUCGGAGAUCGGUUGUUAUGACUAUUCCAUCUGCCCUUUGGUAUGAAAAGGAAGAAGAGAAUGAGAACAUACUGCCUGCAUCAUUUGAAGAGGACAAUCUCGAAAGACGAGGAGGCACUGAGCAAAAGCUUGCUGAAUUAGAGCCUGAUGAUAAGACCGGAAAAAUAUCUGGGAAGUAUUCUCGAAAUUCCACAAGCAGCGCUUGCAUAGAAGAAGAGACAAUCAAAGAGAUAAAUAUAGAUGUAGAUGAUACUACGACUGUCCUUGAUUUUGUUGCAGGGGUGAAUACAAUUGCUAAACCUCAGUCGGAGGAGCAAAUUGGUGAUGUUCUGGUUCCAGAAGCAUCAACUAGGACCGCCGACUUAUGGAGAGACGCAGGGAGAGGCAAUAGUGCUAGGCAGAACCGUGCUAAUUCCAUACUAAAAUUUGAAAGAUACCGGAGAAAGAUAAUUGAACUAUGGGCUAGAUGCAAUGUUCCAUUGGUCCACAGAAGCUAUUUCUUCUUGAUCUUCAAGGGCGAUCCUUCAGACAAUGUGUAUUUGGAGGUAGAGCUCAGAAGAUUGUACUUUCUAAAGGACACAUCUGCGCGUGGAACUAACACACUGAUAGAUACUCAGAUUGUCUCACUAAACUCGAGUUUGAAGUCUCUGAAUCGCGAGAGAGAACAUUUGGCGAGGCAAUUACAGAAGAAGUUUACAAAAAGGGAAAGAGUGGAACUUUACGUAAGAUGGGGUAUUGACUUGGACACAAAGCAGAGGAGCCUACAAUUGAUACGCCGUUUAUGGACAGACACGAAAGACUUGAAACAUAUGAGGGAAAGCUCCGUGCUUGUUGCCAAGUUGAUUGGGUUUGUAGAGCCACGGUAUGCACCCAAAGAGAUGUUUGGACUCAGUUUCUUAACCCCACUGUCCACUCAGAAAUCUUCCAGCUGGAGAGACAACAUGUCUUCACUUUCACUAUUAUAAACUUCUUGUACGUAGAAAUGUUUCUUUCUUCACAAUUCACAUAUCUGAUACAGAGUCGAAUGGCUCUUUGUUGCACAGUUUUUACUUUGCACAAUUGAAUACUUGAGUUUGCCUUCAUUGUAAAUUGAACACAGGGACUGUAGAUGCAGAUUUUUUAUUCAUUGAUUCUGCUGCUUGAGGCAUAAUUGUACAUCCUUUUCUCUGUAUACAUUUAUGUCAAACCUGCACAAGAAUAUAAAUGGAAGCUGAGGGAACCAAGUAAAUUAUAGGCAA
Ricinus communis (castor bean) is the source of this 4295-nucleotide messenger RNA. RefSeq names its product kinesin-like protein KIN-7C. The record is from RefSeq and is a predicted model, not a curated record. Gene Ontology annotation, molecular function: microtubule motor activity; ATP binding; microtubule binding. Gene Ontology annotation, biological process: microtubule-based movement. Bases 1185 to 4022 code for a protein of 945 amino acids. The transcript has 13 exons. Lineage: Eukaryota; Viridiplantae; Streptophyta; Magnoliopsida; Malpighiales; Euphorbiaceae.